Messenger RNA from Scatophagus argus, 2178 nucleotides. It is a transcript of the gene nmur3, whose product is annotated as neuromedin U receptor 3. Gene Ontology annotation, molecular function: neuromedin U receptor activity. The record is from RefSeq and is a predicted model, not a curated record. Gene Ontology annotation, cellular component: plasma membrane. Bases 70 to 1341 code for a protein of 423 amino acids. Lineage: Eukaryota; Metazoa; Chordata; Actinopteri; Scatophagidae. Gene Ontology annotation, biological process: G protein-coupled receptor signaling pathway. The transcript has 2 exons.
GAUCAAACCCAGAAAUCAGUGCAGGAUGUGCUAACACCUGCUGUUGUUCCUCCGGUUUUCCUCUCUGAGAUGGAACUCUCUUUGCACGGCUCCCUUUCUAACAUAUCUAAACUCCACAACACCAGCAUGCUACAAAACGCCACUGAGAACUACACCAGCGACCAAGACAAUGAAGUCAACCUCCUUGACAUCCUGGGCCCAAAACAGUCUCCCUUCUUCCUCCCUGUGACUAGUGUUUACCUUCUCAUCUUCCUCAUCGGCCUAUCAGGAAAUCUGCUCACGUGCACAGUGAUAGCAAGGCACAAGAAGAUGCGCAACCCCACCAACCUCUAUCUGGUGAGUCUGGCUGUGUCAGACCUCCUUGUGCUUUUGUUCGGGAUGCCCCUUGAGAUUUAUGACCUGUGGCAGAACUACCCCUUCCCCUUUGGGGAGGGUGGCUGCUACUUCAAGACCUUCCUAUUUGAGACGGUCUGUUUUGCCUCAAUCCUCAAUGUCACAGCUUUGAGCGUGGAAAGGUACAUAGCAGUGUUGCACCCGCUCAAAACGCGGUACCUGUCGACUAAUCAGCACGCCAAGCGGGUCAUCGCCAUCGUGUGGCUUGUGUCGAUGAUCUGCGCAAUCCCAAACACUUCUCUGCAUGGCAUCUUCUACCUGCCAGAGAGGAUGGAGGAGUCGGCCAUAUGCACUGUGCUGAAGCCACUGUGGAUCUAUAACAUGGUUAUGCAGAUCACUACAGUGUGUUUCUAUUUUGUGCCCAUGAUGGUGAUCAGCGUGCUGUACCUGGUGAUGGGUCUUCAUCUGGGCAGAGAAAGGCGACUUCCCAGUGGGAACUUGGGAAAAAACAGUGGCAGCAAUAUCCAAAGGAAGCUGAACAUGAACGGGCGCAGGAGGCAGGUCAACAAGAUGCUUUCAAUUGUGGUCACAGUAUUUGGAGUCUGCUGGGCGCCCUUCCACAUCGAGCGGCUCCUGUGGAGUUCCAUCACCCAGUGGACCGAUUUGAUGCACAACAUUUAUCAGUACGUCCACCUCCUGUCAGGUGUCCUAUUCUACCUCAGCUCAGCAGUCAACCCUAUCAUCUACAGUCUACUCUCCACAAGGUUCAGGGAGUGUUUUCGAGAACUCAUGUGCUCCCAGGCAGAGGACAAUAGCUCUGUCAGAGACUCUCCGCCAUCCCCUAAGAUUUUACUGGCUCCCUCUCUGUCAAGCUCCCGAGCUCACCCUGAGGGUAAGGAUUCCAAUACUUUCAUCCCUUUGCUGUCUUCUGACAUGACACUGAGCAUGGACACUGCAAUCCUGACAUGCACAUGUAAAGAGAUGACCUGCAAGACCUCUGUGUUCUAACUGAGAUUUGUUUUGAACAAGCUAAUAAACAGAAAUCACUUAAAAGGAAUAGUUUGGACAUUUUGGGAUAUAUGCUUAAAUGAUUUCUUACAUAGAGUCAGAUGAGAUACGGAUACCACUCUCUUAUCUAUCAAGAAUGAAAUGAACAUCAGGAGAUGGUUUGCGUAGCUUGCCACAAAGACUGGACACAGGGGCAGACAGCUACCCUGGCUCUUUCCGAAGGUAACAAAAGCCACCAACUAGCACUUUUAAAUCUCACUCAGUAACACAUUAAUUAACAAAUUAUAUUGUGUUUGUUUAAUCUGUCCAAAAUGUCAGAUUGAUGAACUUAUUAGAUGUCAUUAAAGAGCUUGUAGGAGAAUGCAAUUUGUUUGUUAGGCUAUUAUGGGUAACAUAGUUCAACAGUGCCUGUAUAUUCCACCUGCUGUCUUACUGGGUCUGCUGUAUGCCUUAGAUCAGGGGUCAGCAACCCACGGUUCCGGAGCCACAUGCCUUGUUUUAAUAUUUUGUCGAUCAAAAUAUCCGCGACGUCCUGUUUGCGACACCUGUUGCUGCCAAAAAAGUGACUUAUUUUGGCCCCCGGUAAGCUAGCAAUGGACAAAUCAAAGAAGAGAAAAGUUUCAGACGAAAAUAGAUCGUUUAAUCCCUCAUGGACAGAUUUGUUUGCUAUUGCUGCUGUCAAAACUGGUUUACCGGUAUGCUUAAUAUGUGGUGAGAAAGUAGCAAACAUUUUUUUAUUUUAUUUCAUAUAUAUUUUAAGGCUGUACAAUUUAACGCUUUAAAUUAAAUUAAUUAAUUUUACCGCGCUGUUGUUUUUGUCAUAAUAAUUAUUUUUAA